Molecule: messenger RNA, 6755 nt
Organism: Parasteatoda tepidariorum (common house spider)
Lineage: Eukaryota; Metazoa; Arthropoda; Arachnida; Araneae; Theridiidae
Source: RefSeq, a predicted model, not a curated record
AACACUUUCUUAAUGACUGUAGUUAUGCAACGCUUUAAUUUCCUCUGGAGAUUUACGUUAACAAAACCUAAUUAAAAAGGAGGGGUAUAUGCAACACUGAAAUUACGUCAGACUUUUCUCCUAUAAAUAUUUUUACAAACUUUGAGACAAAGACAGGAAGAAAUUAACUAUUUUAACAUGUUUCGGAACUUAGUUGAGGAGUGUGAACAGGAUUACCAUGAUUAUUGUGUGGGAGAUCUUAAACCUGAUGACAUUGUCAUCAGUGGCAUGGCAGGCCGUUUUCCAAGUUGUGAUAACAUAAAAGAACUCAAAGAGGGUAUCUAUGCAAAAAAGAAACUUGUAUUUUAUGAUAACAAAAGAUUUCCAAAAGGUGUAUAUGAUAAUCCCGUUGGAUCAUCUGGAUGUAUAAGGAACUUGGAUAAAUUUGAAGUGGACUUCUUUAGUAUGCCACACACAUUAAUAAAUUCUAUGGACCCAGGGUGCAGAAAACUGCUUGAAGUGACUUAUGAGGCAUUUGCCGAUGCAGGUUAUGAUCUUCCGGGUGUAUAUGGUGCAAAUAUAGGUGUUUACAAUGCAAACAGUUCGACCGAUUUCUUUAUUUUGGGUUAUUGCCAGUCAGAUUUACAGCAUGAGGGAUACUCUUGGACAAAAUUUGUAAAUGCCAAUCGCAUAACAUAUUUCUUUAAUUUGCACGGUCCAAGCAUGGUGAUAGAUACAUCCUGUUCUUCUUCAUUAGCAGCAUUCUAUGCAGCUUACACCGAUUUAAAAGAUGGUAAAAUAGAUGGAGCAAUUGUUAACAGCUGUCAAAUUAAUUUGCUUCCGCAAAAUCUUCAUCUUAUGAUAAAGGCUGGCAUAAUUUCCACUUCAGGUAUUUGCGCUCCAUUUGAUGAGGAUGCUGAUGGCACGAUAAGAAGUGAUGGUGUAGCUGCUAUUUUUUUGCAAAGGGCUUCUAUGGCCAGACGGGCUUACGCAACUGUUCUCGGCACUGAAUAUUUCACAUCCGGAUUCGUUAGUGAAGGUGUUCUUUUAGGGUUGACCGUUCCUUCUCUGACGAUGCAGGAAAAUAUGAACAAACUUGUUUUGAAAAAAAGUGGAUUACAUUCUGAUCAAGUUGACUACAUUGAAGCCAACGGUACUGGUUCAGUGGUUGGAGAUGAAAAAGAACUGAAAUCCAUAGAAACAGUUUAUUGUACAAGUACUAGAAAGAAGCCUAUCCAUAUAGGAUCAGUGAAGGGUAAUAUUGGGCACACUGAAUCAACCGCUGGUCUUGCUGGAAUUAUAAAAGUGUUAUUGGCAUUCGAGACAGGAAACAUAGCUCCAAAUUAUUAUUUUAAGAAGCCCAAUCCUAAUUCAAAAGGACUAAUGAAUGGCUCCGUGAAAGUAGUUUCAGAAGCAACACCACUUUCAAGUCCUUAUGUUCCGAUAAGUUGUUAUGGAUUGGGAGGAACAAUAAUAUCAACUGUCUUGAAACAAAAUAACAAAACAUACCCAAGAAAAUACUCUACAAGAGCAACAAUUCCAAGACUUGCACUCGUCUCCGGAACUUGCGAGAAUGCUGUAAAAUUCCUUAUAGAUUACGUUAAAGACAAUCCAAACUUGCCAGACGAGUUCUUUGCUCUUUUGCACAAAUUAUCUUUUUGCCAGCCACAACUCAAGCCUUACAGAGGUUAUAUUUUGUGUCAAAAGGAUCCAAGUGAAAUAGAAAACAUUAAGAAUUGCACUGAAGUAGAAAGGCCAGUAUGGUUUAUAUACACCGGCAUGGGAUGCCAAUGGAAAGGAAUGGCGUUGCAGCUAAUGGAAAUUGAUAUUUUUGCAUCAACCAUGAGGAAAUGUGCAGGAGUGUUAAUGCAGCAUGGAAUAGACCUAUUCAAAAUAGUGAGCUCAGAUAGUGACUUACUGGAGCAAGACAGACAUAUUAUGCCGGCAUUUGUAUCCAUUACUGCAAUACAGAUUGCCAUAACUGAUCUUUUGCACCACAUCGGCAUACAUCCUGAUGGCUUAGUCGGUCACAGCGCAGGUGAGAUAGCAGCGUCAUAUGGAGAUGGUUGCAGUACUUUAGAAGAAACGAUGUUGUUGGCUUUAGCCAGAGGUUUAAGUGUAGAAGAAACUCAAGACCUAGUUAGAGGACUAAUGGCAGCAACAGGUCUAUCUUGGAAGCUAGCACAGGAACUGUGCCCAGAAAACGUUUACGCCUCUUGUCAUAAUGCUGAUGACUCAGUUACGAUUUCUGGAUUGAAAGAUGAUGUAGAAAAUUUUGUAUCGAAACUGAAAAAGCAAGAUAUAUUUGCAACCCUUGUAAAUACUUAUGGUUACUCCUUUCAUUCGAAAUACAUUAGACCGGCAGCUGAAAAAUUAAAGACCAAAAAAGUCAUAAAAGUUCCUAAAAGGAGAACCAAGCGUUGGCUUAGUUCUUCUGUUCCUGAGGCUGAUUGGGAACAACCUAGAUGCCAGAUAGUUGGGGACGAUUACUUUGUUAAUAAUCUAGUUUCUCCCGUCUUGUUCAACGAGGUGGUAAAGAAAAUCCCUUCAAAUGCAAUUACGAUCGAAAUAUCAUCGCAUACUCUGCUUCAAUCGGUUUUAAAGCGUGGCAUUGGCUCUAAAAGAACAAAUAUAGGUCUGGUGAAUAAGAAAGCUGAGAAUGGAGUGAAUUUUCUUUUGGAAUCAAUAGGAACAUUAUAUCAGCAAGGAUUAAAUCCGAAAGUGGAAAAACUCUAUCCUCCUAUGCAGUUUCCUGUUCCUAGAAACACGCCGUGUAUAUCUGAUUUAAUCAAGUGGAAUCAUUCUCUUUCGUUCAAAGUUCGUAAAUGGGAGCCACAGACGGGUGAAAGCACUCAGAAAUACAAUCUAAAUAGAGAAGCCAGUUACCUUUUAGAUUAUUCUAUUGAUGGAAAAACACUCUUCCCAGCCUCGGGAUACAUUGUAUUUGCUUGGGAAAUGUUAGCUAAAAACCAAAAUAAAAAAUGUGAAAAUUUGCCAAUUAUCAUUGAAAACUUCAAGAUCAACCGAGCUAUAGUCUUAAAUAUGGAUGUUCUGGAAUUAAGAUUUCAUCUCCUCAAGGACAGCAGAAAUUUUGAGAUUUUUGAAGGAAGUUCUUUAGUAGCAAGUGGACGAAUAAAUGAAUGGGAGAAUCGUACAUACAGCGAGCCAGAGCCAGUAUAUGACGGUGACAAAGAGUCAACUGUUGAUGGAAAAGAUGUGUACAACGACUUGAGAAUAAGAGGAUAUGAAUGUGGACCUGAAUUUCAAGGUCUAGAGAAAAUGAGUCUUGACGGUACAGAUAUUUUAAAAAAUACAUGCACUCAGUACACGGUGCGAUGGAAAGAACGAUGGAUUCCUUUUCUGGAAAACUGUCUACAGACUUACGUAAUGGCAAUUUAUGAUGAGUUUGUCUUACCAACUGAAAUAUUAUCAAUAAAAAUAGAUCCUAAAGCUAUUAAGAAAAGACUAACUUCUGAUGAAAAUAACAAAGAGAUACCUAUGAAAAUAAAUAAAAACACGAACAUUUGCCGCUCAAUUGGUAUUGAAAUUGAACACGUAUCUGCUGAUCGUACAACUCGUCGAAUAAAAGAAGUUAUGCCAGUGCGGGAAACUCAUACUUUUGUUCCUUACAUGUUCCAACACACAUUCGAAAAAGAAUGCAACGAAUCAUUACAACGAUAUAUGAAAAAUUGUAACAACCUUCUAUUGGUAAUAGGAGAGAAGUUGAAAAUGAAAACAGACAAGUUAAAGUUCAAGUUAAAACAACAAGAAAGUAUCGUCAAAUGCGACGUCGAAGUAUUGCACGGAAACCCAAGUCUAUUUACGUGUCUAAAACAUAUAUCGCAAAAUGGGUUAUCACAAAAAAAUAUGCAAAAUGAACUAGGUUUUUCUUUUGAAGAAUUCGGAAAGGAUCCUGUGAAUUUUGCUAUAACAACAGGAUAUGCUUUAAAGAUUAUGUUGGACAUAAUUGCAGAAAAUACAUUUCAGAAACUGAAUGUAACUGAAAUCGGUUCACAAUGCUCUCCAAUUCUACAACAUAUUGGAGCUUUUUCAAAGAAGCAUCCUCAUUUACGAUUUAAAAGCUACACACUUUUAUUAGAAGAUGAGAACUCAAUAGAUAACGAUAUCUUGUCACAGGCUGAUAUUACUUUACUUCCCUCAUCAUCAAUAUCUAAAUUAGGUUUUGAGAAGAAAGAUGUUGUGGUGUCUUCGUUUUACAGUGGCUCUUCCACCGCAUUGAAAAAGCUUAUUGGAACAGCAUGUUCUAUACUUGCAAGAGGUGGCUUUGUAUUACUUCAUCACAAAGAACAACUAACAUCAUUAGAAGAAUUCUUAUCGAAGCAGAGUGGACGAAACAUUCACAUUCAAUCGCGUUCCAAACUCGAACAGAUUUUAAAACACUACAAAUUAAUGAUCGUUAGCUGUGCACGUAAUGCUUAUGGAUCAGCACUGUACCUACUCCGCUUUGCUAUGUCGACCGACAAGAAUUCGGUUUUAAAAAUAACCGCAAACCAUUCUUUUUCCCGGGUCGAUGAGAUUAAAAAAAGUUUAAGACAGAGUGACAACGAAUACAUUUGGCUUAUAUCAGAGGAUGAUGCCAGCAGCGGAAUGCUCGGAAUGGUUAAGUGCUUGAAACAAGAACCAGGAGGUGAAAAAAUAAGGUGUGUGUUUGUUUCAUCCAAGAAAAAUAAAACAUGGCCUCCGUCUUUUGACCUUAAUAAUUCUUUCUACAAAGAUAUAUUAGCCAAAAACUUGGUGAUGAACGUUUGGAGAGAUGAAUCAUGGGGCUCAAUUAGACAUUUAGAGAUUCUUGAACGGAUGGAGCUAAAAAAUGUUGAGCACAGUUUCGUAAGAUGCAGAAACCCUGGUGACCUCUCCUCAUUCGCGUGGAUAGAAUCACAAGUAAAAUACGAAGAUUUAAGGGAUAAUAUUCUAGCUCAUAUUUAUUAUUCUGCAAUAAACUUCAAAGACGUUAUGGCUGCAACAGGAAAACUUUCAAUAAGAGCAUCCAAAACAGAUUCAUAUCUUGGGUUUGAAUUUUCGGGUCGAGAUGAGAGCGGACGUCGAAUAGCCGGAAUUACAAAAGGUUGUGGAAUUGCAACAGCCACUAUCGUAAAUCCCGCAUUUGUCAUAGAUGUACCUGAUGAAUGGAGUCUAGAACAAGCUGCAACUGUACCUGUUGCUUAUGCAACGGCCUUUUAUGCACUUAUAAUUCGUGGAGGUCUCUGUAAAGGACAAAGCAUUCUCAUACAUUCUGCAACUGGAGGAGUUGGAUUGGCUGCAAUCAGAAUAGCAAUCCAUUACGAAUGCGAAAUAUUUGUGUCCGUCGGUACUGAACUGAAUCGGAAAUAUUUACGCAAACUCUUCCCCCAACUGAAAGAGGAAAAUAUUUUAAACUCCAGAGAAAACGAUUUUGAAAUGAUGAUAAAGAACAGAACAAAGGGAAAAGGAGUGGAACUUGUUCUGAAUUCUGUAGCUGACGGUACAUUUCAGGCAAGUCUUCGCUGCCUGGCUAAACAUGGGCAUUUUCUGGAUAUCGGGCAAUAUGAUUUGUCUCAAAAUAGAAACUUAGGUUUGAAGAUAUUCUUAAACAACAUUAGUUUUGACUCAGUAAUGUUUGAUCAAUUGAUCGAAGACGCUGCACAGCUUUCUAAAACCAUGGAUCUCGUGAAAGAAGGCAUUAGAAGUGGUUUAGUCAAACCACUUGAUAAAACUGUGUUUAAAACCGAUGAAAUCGAAACUGCUUUUAGAUAUAUGUCCCGAGGUGUACAGAUUGGGAAAGUUCUCAUAAAGAUAAGAGACGAAGAGUUGCCGAGAGAUACGCCUCCAAAAUGUUUAAUGAUGAAAGCUAUUCCACACACCUAUUUCUAUGCCAAGAAGUCCUACAUCAUAAUAGGGGGUCUCGGAAGCUUCGGAAUAGAAGUUACUAAAUGGAUAUUAAUGAAAGGAGGAAAGAACAUCAUCAUAACUUCUAGAAAAGGAGUCACAACUCCCCGUCAAAGACUUUGGCUUAAGAAAUGGAACAGUAAAGGAAAUAUAGUUAAAGUGUUGACACUUGACGUUUCAAAACCGAAUGAAGCAGAACAGCUCCUAAAAGAAGCUUCUGAACUAGGCUCAGUAGGUGGGAUAUUCAAUUCCGCAGUAGUGUUGAGGUAUUCCUUUAUGAAGUCUCAGAGCCCCGAGACUUUCAGAGAUGUGUGUGCUCCUAAGGCAGCAGCAACAAAAAUAUUGGAUGGACUGACCAGAAAAAUGUGUCCUAAUUUGGAUUUCUUCGUUUGUUUUUCCUCAGUCUGUAGUGGUAAAGGUAAUGUCGGUCAAGCAAGCUAUGAUUAUGCUAAUUCAGUAAUGGAAAGGAUAUGUGAAGAAAGGAGAAGAUCUGGACUUCAUGGGAUUGCCAUUCAGUGGGGUGUCAUCGGUGAUAAGAUCAUACGCCGACAAAUGCAUAACGACUCAACUUUUGCUGGUGUAAAAGCACAGAGCGUUCAAUCAUGUCUGGAAACAUUGGACUUGUUCUGCCAAGUUGAACAUCCCGUAAUGAGUAUCUAUGUAUCUGCAUUAGGUUCUAAAUGAACAAAAAGUCAAAAUGCUGACGUUUUAAAUCAGAAUGAAAAACUUCUAGCUUUGUAGUGGAGAAAUAACAAUACGGAAGUUGCUGUCACCGAAGGACUUAUGUAAAAAAUGAGCAUGUUGAUAAACUUCUAACAGUUCUUAAUAUAUAGUUAAUAUAAUUGUUUACAAAAUGUAAAAAUAAUUAAUCAAAUUUUUUGAAAACUCAA